Messenger RNA from Nematostella vectensis (starlet sea anemone), 711 nucleotides. RefSeq lists its product as uncharacterized. Gene Ontology annotation, molecular function: 5-amino-6-(5-phosphoribosylamino)uracil reductase activity. NCBI's taxonomy places the organism in Eukaryota, Metazoa, Cnidaria, Anthozoa, Actiniaria, Edwardsiidae. The coding region runs from base 114 to 650 and encodes 178 amino acids. Gene Ontology annotation, biological process: riboflavin biosynthetic process. The transcript is spliced from 2 exons. The record is from RefSeq and is a predicted model, not a curated record.
CUUCCAGACCCUCACGGCCAGCCACAUGAAUCAACAUAAACGACUACCUUUUACUAUUUACACAAAAUUUAUCGUCUUACAACCCUUAUAAAAGCCAGCAAAAAGCUCACACAAUGAAGAAGGUGAUUUUAUACAUCGGCACCUCACAAGAUGAUUUUGUAGCGGACAAGGAUGGAGGAGUUGGUUGGUUACCACAGCCAGACCAAGGGGAUGUAGCUACAGGCUCACACGACUUCAAAACCGUGUUAGACCGUGUCGACACUAUAAUCAUGGGAAGCAAGAGUUACAAACAGAUUCUAACGUUCGGCAAUUGGGCUUGGCCGGAUAAGCAUUCUUAUAUCCUGAGUUCCAAAGAAAUAGAUGUCCCCCUUCCAUGUAUUACUGUGACGAAGGAGAGCCCAACGGAGCUGAUGCAAAAGAUCCGGAGUGAGGGCAAACAAGGGAAAGAUAUCUGGCUGCUCGGUGGUGCUGGGGUGGCUAGAAGCUUUGAAAAGGAGGGCUUGAUUGAUGAAAUUCUUCUGUCUGUUAUCCCUAAAACACUCGGCGAAGGAAUACCUCUAGGGCUGUCUUAUGAUGGGUUCGAGUUGAAGAAUGAAAAGACUUUGGCUAAUGGGAUGAUACAGCGGGCCUAUCUGAGGAAGAGUGCUUAGAAAAGAAGCUAGUUAUUGUUUACAAGGUAUGAUCAUCUGCAAAAAAUGCUUGAAUAUUUUA